UCAAUUGACUAAAUGUGAAUAAUUUCUCUUAAAAGUGGACCAGAAAUGGUUGAACCAAAUUAUGAGUUCAGUUCUUGUGUCACAUAGUCUCCAAAUCAAAAACAAAGAAGCACUGCUAUUAAUCCAUUUUAUAUAAAGUUUUAAUAACCAAAGUCUAAGGCCUUGAGCCACGGUGUUACAGUGUCUUCCCUUCGUUUAGUGAGGCUCGAGUCUCAGAACGAUGUCUAUCAGGAUAUAAGAUGACUUUUUGUCUUGGAUAAGGAGAAAUUAUAAUCUCAAUGUCCUGACGAAGCACUACAGAAUCUGUUAGGAUCUGACGACACGGAAUCGAAGUUAACUUAGAAUAAAUUUCCAGUUGGUCACGUGAUGAUGGCCAGUAUGGGGAUGCAGACGACCAGAUUCCACAGCAUCGAGGCCAUCCUGGGUCUGUCCGCGCAGACAAACGGUAACUACCAGCACUCCGGGACGUCAGCAAGCGUCAACCAUCGAACGACAUCUCCGUCCAGCAGUCUGAACAGAUUGCAAGACAAGGGCGACAAAAAUCGAGGGGCAGCAAGUCUAACACAUAUUUCUGAGAAAGGACACAACUCUAUGAGAUUCCCCAAAGAAAGUCGAUCCAAGCAGCUACAUCAAGGGAAGCACCACGGGCACCACAGUCAUGCUAGCAGCCAUCUCCACGGCCUUGUUCAUCGCCCGCCUUCACCAGACGAGGACCUCGGUGACUUCCAGGACGAGGAAGACAGCGAUCUGAGCGGCGACAAGGGAAAGUGCAAGAAGAAGCAUCGCCGCAACCGGACGACCUUCACCACCUACCAGCUUCACGAGCUGGAGAGGGCGUUUGAGUGCUCACAUUACCCGGAUGUAUACAGCCGAGAGGAGUUGGCCAAUAAAAUAAAUCUCCCGGAAGUGAGAGUGCAGGUUUGGUUUCAAAACAGGCGCGCGAAAUGGCGGAGGCAGGAGAAGAUAGAAUACGGCAAACUUCCGGACAGCAUCGCCGUUCCCACCAUGCCUAGCAUUUCAACGUCUAUUGCUCUAGGCUCUACGUCACUUCCUCUUGAUCCUUGGCUGACUCCGCCCAUCGUCAGCAUGGCAACAGACAUUUCCUCGUCGCCUCUGACGUCAUACUCGUCAUCCGCACUCGGCUCGUCGAGCUCCCUCCCUUUUCCGGACUACCUCUCAUCCGCCAUGACAACGCACUGCGGUAACCUGACGUCGCAGCUGCACGGACUGUCCGGCAUGUUCAGCCCGAUGCAUAGCAAGAGACCCAGGGCGCCGGAGUUGAUGUGCGGCUUUGUGGACAAGAGCUCCAGCAUCAACUCCUUGCGAGUCAGAGCGCGCGAACACAUUGAGACCCUGGAGAGAAAGCUGGAUGAUAGCUACGUAUGAUAGAAUACUGUGCUCAGUCAAUGCUAGACCACUUUAUGAGCUCUGCUGUGACCUAUCUCAUGAGAGACAUAACCACUGUAAUCAAAAUUAUGAAGAAUAUUUCUUAGUGCAUAGAAUUCUUCAGAGUUGUAUAGGUCAGUGUUUCCCAAGCUGUGUUCUGAGAAACUCUGUUGUUCCGUGAUGCCUGAAUAGGUGUUCCACAAACUACUGGAAUAAUUAAAUAGUGAAUAAAUUAAAUUAAUUAAAUACGUGAAUUAAUCUCUCUUAACAAAAAUGAGCAAAGUGUUCUGCUAACUACUCGGAAUGAGCGAAAUGUUCUGUUAAGGAAAAAGUUUGGGAACCACUGGUAUAGGUAAAGGAAGAUGAAUAGGACAUUUUAAAGAUAACGUUUAAAAUAAUGAAAUACUUGACAGGUUGUUUUUAUCUACGUACCACCAAUCGUAAGUUACAUUCUAGAGGAAAGAAAAGUAGAACAGUUCAGUAACUUGUAUAAUGGCACACUAGGAAAUCCUGAAAUUUUUCUGCAGUGCUAAAAACAGCUGCGUUUCACUUCUGUCCCAAAGACAGCGAGGUCUCUAAGAGGAACUUCACUUUUUUAUGUUGUUAUAAACUAUUUAGCUCAGCCUUAUAACAGAAGAGUACAGAGAGAGAGAGAGAGAGAGAGGUGUUCUCUAUUAUUUCCUUAUUGCCCCAAACAGUGGAAAACACCAAAGAGCUUGUUACUCUCAGACUCGGUCAGUCCAUACAAACACUUCACUGAUUAUGUUUGCCUUCCAUCAGUUAUGCCUGAUGACAAAAUACGAUGCUGUGACAGAAUCAAACGCUCUUUAGGGCCUCGUUCUGUACAGACCAUUUUUAAGUCUAGCAUGAAGUAUCUCGGAGAUAGAUAGUAACUGGGGUGUGAAUUUGCGUGAACUGGUCUACGACUUGUGUCUCCAGCUUCAUUGUCACACGAUCAAGUCACUGUCAAGUCAAUGUUAUACGGUAAUUUUAAUGUCGCACGGUCACGUCACUAUCAAACAAUCAAGUAGCUGUCACACGGUCAAGUCACUGCCAGGAAGUCAGGUCACUGUGACACAGUCAGUUCACUGUCACAGGGUCAGUUCAAUGUCACACAGUCAAGUACCACGUAUCAACAAUUUAUCGUUAUGUGCACCAAUUUGAUUUUCCAACACAAAAACAACAAAACUCUAAAGACAUCGUGGACUGUUAUUGAAAACUAACUACAAUGUAUUAAAACACGUUUGUACUUCAAUCUGUUCCAUUCUACAUGUUUCGUAUUCAAAUAUGGAAUACAAUAUUUGCUUCUU
Messenger RNA from Biomphalaria glabrata, 2696 nucleotides. Its product is annotated as retinal homeobox protein Rx1-like. The coding region runs from base 367 to 1386 and encodes 339 amino acids. The transcript is spliced from 4 exons. Gene Ontology annotation, molecular function: RNA polymerase II cis-regulatory region sequence-specific DNA binding; DNA-binding transcription factor activity, RNA polymerase II-specific. Gene Ontology annotation, biological process: positive regulation of transcription by RNA polymerase II. NCBI's taxonomy places the organism in Eukaryota, Metazoa, Mollusca, Gastropoda, Planorbidae. The record is from RefSeq and is a predicted model, not a curated record.